Messenger RNA from Anisakis simplex (herring worm), 195 nucleotides. The record is from the annotation of a GenBank genome assembly. NCBI's taxonomy places the organism in Eukaryota, Metazoa, Nematoda, Chromadorea, Rhabditida, Anisakidae.
AUGCGUAGUUCAGCACUAAAACAAGCGGGUAUUGAUCGCCAAACUGAUGGAAUUGGUCAAGGAGAAUGUGCUCAGGGGCCUGAUCCAUUUGAGAUACCAACAACAGUAAAACGAAUAGCUUAUCGCAAUCGAUAUAGUCAACUGCUUGCUGAGGAGAUGAAAGAGCGUCUAGCUGUAAGUAUUUCGUCUGUUUAG